AUGCGCGGAGGUUUCGAAGUGACGAUUGCAGUGAACAGGAAUGACGGGACAGGCGACAGUGUCGAUUCAAUCUACUGUACCAAACCUACUCUAAUGAGCAGGCAGAAUGGAAAUUCCACCACUGGUGCCAAUGCUCUGACGGAUCCUGGCAGCCCCAACGGACCCAUUUCCAAGACGUUCGGCAAUAUCAAUUUAGGAUCGAUCAGGCCCCAAGCGGCAGAUGAAUGCUUCUGCGGGAAUUCUGCCUACGAUAAGCAUAGCAGCAAGCUGCCGGAAAGCGAAUGCCAAAAAGAUUGCAAAUAUGGCUUGGGGAAAUGCGGUGGAGGUUAUAGAAAUAGCGUUUAUCUGACUGGCUACAAGCCUUCAUCUGAAUAUAUCGGAUGCUUCAAGGAUUCCUCCCCGCGUGCUCUCGAGGUCCAUUUGGGCAACGGAUUCACGUUGGACGGUUGCAUCGAAGAUUGCUUCAACAAAGGCUUCAAGUAUGCCGGUCUUCAAUUCAAAAGCGAGUGUCGCUGUGGGCAUUCUGGUUAUGACAAAUAUGGUGGCGUUCGUCCCGAGAGUGAAUGUUCUAUGGAUUGCACGACGGGUUCUGGCAUUUGUGGCGGUCCAGGAAGAAACAGUGUGUACGCCACUGGGUUUGAGCCCAUUGCCGAAUACAAGGGCUGCUACAAAGAUCAGAGUGACAGGGCACUUUCCCAUAAAGUUGGACACAACUAUUCCUUUGAUGAGUGCAAGACGACGUGUCAAGACAAGGGUUAUUACUAUUUUGCCCUGCAAUCCGGAAAGUAUUGCUUCUGCGGCGCCUUCAACGAUGACUUUGACAAAUACGGCAAGGUGAACGACAGUGAGUGUGAUGGGAAGGAAUGCAAAGGCGGUGGCAACGAAGGUUGUGGUGGUGGUUGGAGGAAUGCGCUUUGGAAGACAGGACUGAAGUAAAUGCACUCACAAUGAAAGCGUAGACGCAGCAUGCAAGUGAUGAUUGUAGUGAAGCGGAAUGACGACGUGAAUCUAGCGUACCAACUAAACUAAGCGACCACGAUAGCAACACAAGCAACAUCUAAUUUAUGUGAACCAGCAACAGCUACCAAAGCUAGCGCUAGUUAGAGAGUGUGAGGAGUGUGUCAUCAGGAUUGCCUGGCCUUUCUAGCUAGCUAGAAGACCUCAAAAGUCCACCAAUGGUGCGAAGGCUCUGAAGGCGGAUCCUGCAGUCUGAAUGGAGCAAUUUCCAGACUUUCGCAAGAUCAAUUUCGGAUUGAAUCAAUCAUUCCGACAGGCCCCAGGCAAAGAUCCACCCGGCAUUGCUGCGCCUCGGCAGAAUUACGCUCCUAGUGGAGGCACAUCGCGUCGUUAUGAAACACUUCCUGUGGCUACAACUUUGAGCAGCUAGUUGCUAGCUAGAUGGGUUCCAUGCUAGCAACCAACCGUAGAUACCGGUAAUGAAGAGACCUGCAUGUACAAAUAUAGUAGCAACAGAGAGCCAAACGAAAUGACCAGGCAAGCCAUUGCUGACAGAGAUCGCAGCAUCGGCAAGAAACUGCACAAGUGAUCUCCCAGCCGCAAAAAUGCCCAGAAGGAAAAGGAGUUUUUAUGAUCGAUUAUAGCAGUUCAACCAUAACGAUGACGUACCAUGGCGAAUGAAUGAUUCAUUCAAGGAAGAAGGCUCUUGCUCGGGACAAGGAAUGACGGGGAUGUGAAACAACCUCUUUGAUACAAGUAGCACACCCUCGGCCAUCAUAACGACGGUAGCACUCCCUCGGCCAUCAUCCUUGGGUGCUCUGCGAUCGAGAUCUUCUCUUGCUGCGGUUUGCGGGGGCGGCUGUGUGGCUGUGAGAGGAGUGGCUGAAUGUCCGACCAGCACUAACGUUUAAGCCAGAUGGUUUUCUAGAGAAAUAAGGCAGUGUGUCUGAUCCCUGGGGCUGUUCGGAAAUGCCCUUGUGGUGGACUUUGGGCAGUGGAGGUGGCUCAUACCGCAAGAAGGCCAUUCCUGGUGUGCAAACACACACAUGUAUUUCCUUUGCCCCUGAUGAAUGAGGAAUGCUCUAGCUAGCUAGAUAGGUUGACAUCAGACGAGAAGGUGGUUGAAAGACGAGAGGCGGCUGGGCGCAGUUUUGCAUCUCGAAAACCAAACCAGAAUACUUUGUCCUGACCACAAAUGAUAUUGCCAGAAAUAUGCCAUCGUACCGGCAGCUGCUACCAUAGCUAGCUAGAACCAUUUUCAGAAAACCCUAUCGUGAUUUACUUGUGCAAUGCGUACAUACCCCUGACUAUUACGCUUGCCCCUUCCAACUCUCCUCGAUCUUUGCCUUUUUUUUAAAGAAUACAUGUUUUUCUUCAGUCCCACAUUUCUCGGGCACUCCACUGUUGAUCCGCCCACACCGUACCUCCUCCUCCGGAACCAAAGUGUUCCAAUCGGUUAUACUUUUCUCGGGCAAACACGUUCCUAUUGGAUCCAUCGGCCACUCUGAGGGCAAUGAUAUCGCAAAAUGAACCAUGGCCCUUGCAAGACUCUGCGGGCACGCGCUUACUUUGCCAGCGGUCAGUGUCUUGCCUCGUCUCCCAUACAAACAUCUCAUUGGGCUUGAUCUCGUCCAAGGGGUCCUCCAGCUUGCUAUUGGGAAUAGUCCUGACGGAUCCAUCCGACGCAAUGGACAAACGUUCUCCCUUGAGGACAUUGUACAGGACCAUGCAGCUAUUGUGCCUGGAGCCCUUGUAGGUGCUGGGGCAGGAGUCGAGGAGUCUGAGAUACCACGUAUUCCUCAUACAAUUAUGAUUUGCAUGCUGUACCGCUCCUACUCGUCCAUCGUCUUCUUGCGGGUAAAACAAGCUUCUC
This is a messenger RNA of Seminavis robusta, 2830 nucleotides long. NCBI's taxonomy places the organism in Eukaryota, Bacillariophyta, Bacillariophyceae, Naviculales, Naviculaceae. The record is from the annotation of a GenBank genome assembly.